UAGAGGUCCGCCGCUUGUGCCGCACGCGUCAUUCCAGCAGGAUGUCGGCCAUCACCACACAGCGCCUGGUGCCUAUCCGUCCGUCGCCGCACAAGGGCCUAACUGUCCCAAAGACCAUGACAGUGAUCACCACGGCCGGCUCCCCGGCCACCUUAACGCCGCCCAAGACGGGGAUAAAAAGGAAGCUCUCGGAACCCAGUCCCGACCCCGUCAAGUGCAAGCGACGCAUCAACUUCGGCGUCGGGUACGUGGUGUCGCCGGCGCCCGUGGCGGUCGCGCGUCGCAACGCCCGCGAGAGGAACCGCGUCAAGCAGGUCAACAACGGCUUCGCGACGCUCCGACAGCACAUCCCAGGCGCCGCCAAGGCCAAAAAGAUCAGCAAAGUGGAGACGCUGAAGCAGGCGGUGGAUUACAUCAGAUCCCUCCAGGAGCUGCUGGAGGACCACGACUCGCUGAUGCGCCACACCAACACCCUGGUGGUGUCGUCGCAGCCCUCGCCGGCGGCCCCCAGGGCGCCCUCGCUGCCCUACACCAACGCCGUCGCCCCCACCACCCUCCUCACCCAGUCCCAGUACCGCGUCAUCCAGUACCCGAGUUACUACUACAGCGAAAAUGUGUCCCCGGUGGCCGCGUCAGUGUACCCCAUGAGCGUGUCGUCCGUGUCGCCGACGUGCAGCGACGCCGCCGCCUCCCCGACGCCCUCCUACGACUCGGCGUUCUCCGCCCCGGAGGCGGCGUCGACGGUGGGCAGCGUCACCAGCGUCUUCUCCCCCACCACGACGACCACCACCACCACCACCAUCCUCCCCGACGCCCUCGACGCCCUCGACACCUACGACCCCGCCAACUCCCCCGAGGACGAGGAGCUGCUCGACGCCAUCGCCCUCUGGCAGAGUUGUCAAUAGCAGAUGCUGUAGAGGGAACAUCUAGUCAUGCUUUUCUAUCAUCGUGUACUACUGGUCAACUUCCCCCAGUACGGCUACAUCAUCAUCAUCAUCAUCAUCAACGGGCAAAUGGUCUAUUUUGCUCUACGUGAGGUUUCUGUCCACGCUGAGCUGGUCUUAGGACACCUGCGUUACCAUUUGACAGAUGUACCGCCCCCCAGUGAAGGCCAAGAGGGCUUCCAACGUCUUCAUCGAGUCUCCUUCCAUCCUGUAGAAGACCAUCGCAGCUCCAUCUCCAGGCUUCUGAAGGAUGGGGGACACCACAGCUCCACGUGAAAACAAAAGAACUCGCUCUUUCCGUCUGCAGCCAUCAGCCGUCGGUGGUCGCUACCAGUGGGCGUCUCUCCAAAGAAGCUUCUCCAGCAAAUGCCUCGUCAGGGGUCCAAUACUGGCUCCGUCAGGUCCCCGCGUCUCCUCUCUCGUGUUCAAGGAAAAUUCAGCGACCUCUAAUACGCUGAUUUGUAGUACGUGCAGAAAAUGGCACUACAGCCUUAUUGUAACUGAUAUCUAGAAGUCAAGUCUUCCUCGUGGAUUCUCCAAACCCUUGUGCGAACGUCGAAGGUGUUCCAACAACGUCCCGAUGUCCUAGGCGUCGCAACGACGUUAGGACAUCCAACGUAUUCCAAUGACGUCCCGAUAUCCAAGGUGUCCCAACGACGUUCCAAUGUCCACGGUCUCCCAACGAAGUUCAAGCGUCCAAGGCAUCCCAACAACGUCCCAAUGCCCAACGUGUCCCAAGGACGUCCCGAUGCGGUGGCUGAUGGCUCCGGGACCUAUGCAACUGGCGGUAGAAGAGGAAAAGGGGCCCCCUGUCCACUUUCUAAUGCUAAUGAUAAUCGAUGUCUGUAAUCAACCAAACAUACUGCACCAGCAAAGCGACAAAGACAGAAAAUAAAGAAGGAAAGGGAGGCCAUAGGAAUAUAGAGAGAACAAAACAGCCUCUUUGGGAAGCCCGAGGAAGAUAUCAGACUACAGUCACGAUGCGAGGGUCUAUCUUUGUAUUCUAGUCCCAGAAUGGUCUGAGGGACUGAGAACGGCCCGAGGGUAUGAAAAGGGACUUUGAAGGUGAUCUGUAGACGGUCUGAGUUAACUAUAAUCUACACCCAUUACAAUAAUCCAAACCAGAUCCUUCUCCAAAGAAAGCAUGGCAAGAUUUAAACAAGAAAAAACUC
This is a messenger RNA of Procambarus clarkii (red swamp crayfish), 2116 nucleotides long. Its product is annotated as achaete-scute homolog 2. Gene Ontology annotation, biological process: regulation of transcription by RNA polymerase II; developmental process. Gene Ontology annotation, molecular function: protein dimerization activity; RNA polymerase II transcription regulatory region sequence-specific DNA binding; DNA-binding transcription factor activity, RNA polymerase II-specific. The record is from RefSeq and is a predicted model, not a curated record. NCBI's taxonomy places the organism in Eukaryota, Metazoa, Arthropoda, Malacostraca, Decapoda, Cambaridae.